Messenger RNA from Spirometra erinaceieuropaei, 9026 nucleotides. NCBI's taxonomy places the organism in Eukaryota, Metazoa, Platyhelminthes, Cestoda, Diphyllobothriidea, Diphyllobothriidae. The record is from the annotation of a GenBank genome assembly.
AUGCUCUUCUUCCCUUGUGAACUGAAUGUCUGGGAAGAUGCCGUUGAGCAGGUCUUGGAAGUCGCCCAGUCUGCUCCUUUCAAUUAUGACGAACGUGUCGUCCACGUACCGGCGCCAAAAUGCAGGUUCAUAGUGGUCGAAGGCGACUUUUUCCAGUUCCUGUAGGACUAGUUCUGCAACCAGGCUGGAUAUUGGCGAACCCAUCGGCGUUCCUUUGAUCUGCUCGUAUGAUCGCCUAGACGUUGGUGAACAAUCGGGCGUCGUCUAUCAGAUCCCAUGUCGGGACUGCCCUCGCCACUACACAGGACAAACCGGACGACGACUUAGCUCAUGAAUAACGGAGCACAAACGCGCGGUCCGGAGAGGCGACCCGUUGUCUCAGAUCGCCACUCACACCCUGGAGGAAGACCACGAAUUCAACUUUGCGAGCAUGCGGAUAGUGGCGCGGGCCAGCAAUAAGACAGGACGUGAACUGUUAGAGGCCUGGGUGUCUGGCACCAACUCUAUCAACAGGCACGUUGAAAUACCCCCCUGCUAUCACGCGCUCCGUUCCCGCGGCCAAGGGGCGAGACCCAAUUUCCAGCCAAGGGUGCACACAGUCACGCCACCGUGAGACGGCGUGGGACGCAACUUAUCGAGAAUACCACCCGCUGCACUCAUAUCUCUCCCCCCCCCUUCAUGGCGUGACUACAAAAACCGCUCAUUUGAUGUUGCCUUCUCACAGUCUCUGACGAUGGCCUCCUGUACGAGACCGAAAGCUCAGACUAAUAAACCCACUGUCGCAGAGAUCGGAUCUUCAUCUUCUUUAUAAAAUAGUUUCGUCUCCCCUCGGCAUUAGCUGGAAUAGCUUCCGUCUGUACUUGAGAAAUUUCUACAUGGCAUCAACAUCAAUAUGCCGAUUAAUGCAUGCACGGUAGUCUGUCUUUACCUUUCAAACGUUGGAGGGGAGGUAAAGACAUCUUUCAUCUAUCCAUCGGGCAGGAAACGCUGUUCAAGUACCCAACUUUCAUUCCUUAAUCCACACUUGGACAGUCAUCACUGUCGUCUGUGCUUUCGUGUGAUUCCCAUGUGGGUACUCAUAUUGUGCCCGGAUGCCCACAUCAUAGACACGCCUCCCCCUUCCAUACAACGCUGAUGUAGAGCUGAAACAGCUCCUUUGAAACAGUUUGUUCGAGGACUAGUCCAUUCUCUUGCUAAAGGUAAGUUAGUUAAUCCAGCUUAGAACCAGGACUGUGCGCAGUAAAUAAGCCAUGAGGGAUGCUUCUUUUCCGAUAAUCAUUCACAACAGGGCCUCUCAACAAACACACUGUCUUAGACCGUGGAAGAACCCGAAAGCAUAAGUCAAGACCUGUCACUGUUUUCAGACCGGAUAAAGGCCUCGAAGUGGGACCAAUCCUACCUCUCGACCUCCUCUCACUAUUCUCUGGCUGAUACAUUUUAACCUAUCGCGACGCAGCGACGUUCAUGGUGGCAGUCUUAUCUGCCGUUAUGACUACCAGUCCGUCACGGAGUGCUGGUGUGUGAUGUGGGACCUGCAAAACCUCCGCUGGUUUGGAUUGCAUAUAUUCGGGCUGGUGGGGACGCAGUGGUUACGAACACAGCCUCCCAUUUUUUCUUUUCGUGGGUUCAACCGAAGGCCUGGGUGCAGGCGGCAUUUUCUUCGCGCCCUCCCCCUCUCCAGCAAUCUUCGACUGAAUGGUCUCCGACCGAUCGGACCUGGCGCCGCUAGCACUGAUUUCCUCACCAACAGCGACCUUGCUAACCACACUGACCUCUAUUCGCACACUUCUCCGCCCAGUUUGACCUUGCCUGGCAGCCUGGGUGUCAGAAACGGCGGUGUUGUCUGUAGUGGAAGUAGUGGUUCCUCUUCCGAUCCUCGCCACUUCUUCGUGGAUCUCAUCUACCCGCCCUUCACCACCGUGAGUGGUAACAGUAACGGUGGUAGUGGCGGUAGCGGUGGUGGUGACGGUGACGGUAAUAACAACUCUGGCAACUUCGGGAUCGUCUUCUCCGUCUCUUUUACGUCGACUGCAAACUUCCCCCAUGAUCCUGCAUUCCACUCCCUUUCUGUAAGUCUCGGUCUUAAUUCCUUAAUUCCCUUCGUUCAGUGUUUUUUUCAUCCUCUCUGUCUAUAUCUCAGUUCUUAAUCGAUGCCUCAAGCCUCUUAUAUGCAUAUAUAAACGCAUAUUUCCAUUUCAUUCCUCUCACUCUUGCCCGCUCUGCAGUUUGUCAACUUCCCACCCCCUUCCCUCCCGACAUUUCCUAUGCUACCUGAUCGUGUUCCCUAUGCAACUUAACUGUACGUGACGAAUGCGGUCAGAAGACCUCACCGUUGCCACUGCCGUUCUGCAACCGUUUGUGCCAGCGCCUGUCUUGUGGGUUAACUAUUGUCGAAGGCUGAGCUGACGACGGCAGGGGACACUGAAAAGCAGCAGUUGUUUUUAACUUACCGAGUUCUCUGUCCCGCCAGUCAAAUCGGUGUACACCCUUUCUAGCGCCUUACGUUCCAUUCCUAAAAGACGUAGCCUGGUGACCAGACACUAUUAGAGUUAAAGUUUUGCAGUGCUGCUGAUGAUGGUGGUGGUGGGGGUGCGUUGAUCUGUUUGCCGUGUACAUUUUAUUUCUGUUUACUCAUUUGCUUGUCCACUGCCUGAUUCGAAUAUUUGUCGGUUGUUUUUCUCCACUCCUCGUCUUUGUCGCAUUUCGGCGGUUGUCCGUUUCCGGUCCCCAUCACUGCAGGGUAAAGUCAUUUGUCUCUGCUAGACCAAUCUGAUUAAUGUACGUGUAUUGCAAUGCUGGGAAAAUCUGCACUGACUGUUCUUGCCCUUUGUGCGGAUUUGUUAGAAAUGGGCCACUUGGUACCAUCGUCGUCAUUAAUAAUACUUUCCUCAUUCCGUUUCAGUCUUUGACUGCUCUCGGCUUCGCUGGAUUCCCCAACAACUGCAACAAUACAACCGUAGCAGCUGCCGCCGCCGCCGCCGCCGCUGGACAGAUCGAACUCUGGCAGUUCCUUCUUGAGCUCCUCACUGACUGGCAUCAUAGAAAUGCCAUCCACUUGGUCAGUGAAGAUAGCGAGUACAAACUAAACAAUCCAGAGCAGGUGGCUUACAUGUGGGGCCAACGUAAAGACAAACCAACCAUGAACAACGAGAAACUGUCUCCUGCUGUGCGCUACUGCUACGACGGCGACAUGAUUUCCAAUGUGCAUGGGAAACGCUUCGUCUCUAAGUUCAUCUGUGACCUCAAGACCCUUUUGGGCUUCUCCGCUGACGAGCUUGAUAGCCCGGUGAAACGGUGUGCAGAAAAGCACUCUGCCAAUGUCCCCUCAGCCUCCUCACGAAAACGUCGUCUCUCCGCAGUCUUGAGAAAGAUCCACCUCUGGACAGCAGCGGAGGUUCCGCCUUCCUGUCCGCCUACUCUCCGCCUUCGGACAUUUUCUUCAGCGCAUCCUUCUCACCCGUUCGCCACGCAGGCGACAGUCCCAUGGAUUUUGACUCUCCUUUCACGUCCCCCUCCCCCUUCUGCCCCUUCGUUCGCGGAACGCGUGCAAAUGUCCUGCUUCGCUUCACAACUACUCUGCAAAUAUCCUCAAUCAUGAUGGGGACGAUGGCAAGGAGGAUUAUGAGGAUGAUAAUGAGGACAGAGGGACCGUCGUUAACGACUUGUCCUGAUAUUGGUAACCGCCGCUUUUAUCAUCCUCGCUUCCACUCUCCCUCGCUGUCGCACCAACCCUCAGGCCGUCUGCGUCCCACGGCAAUGCCCGUUGCCUCUUGCCGUUCCUCGCCGCGAGGCCCCUUCCGUGGUCUGUUUGACAUGAAAACAACUUUACAUGAAAGUGUCGGCGAUACCGCAGCAGGCUCCUCCUCAUCGCCGCCUCCGCCGUUUGGUGGAGCCUGCGAUGAGGUUAUUCCCGCCAACUUUCCGUCCCCCACCUUGAAAACCAAUCAUAAUCGACUAUCAUGUCAGCUCAGUACAGUGUUAGCUGAUGCUAUUGCCAAUCUCGCGUGCCCACUAUGAGAUUCUUUCCUCUCAAUCUCUAUCGCUUCCUUGCUCUUGUAUAUACAGCAAUAUAUGUCCCCAUAGGUAUAGGCUCAGUCUGUGGGUCUAGAGCAUCGGCUUUGUAUUAGUACCCGGUAUGGAGAACAGACAUGUCCUUGAAGAGCCGUGGACCUGCUUCUAGGAAUCGGCAUCGGCUUGUGAAUUCUGGGAAUUACCGAGGAGAUGCAGGACGCUUCAUUUCAGGCCCCGUCGCUUUGUUUGGCCGUGUGUUGCGGAUAACAGCCCUCAAUUUCUCCAUGGGGUUGGAGGUAGAAUUCUCUACUUUCGGGUCUUCGUUUCGAAGGGUUGCUUCGGGAGCCCAUUUGAACCUUCGGCCUUCUUUGCCUUGCUGAGCAGGCGGCAGUUGUUUUCUCUGCGGUCGGUCGCGUUUCCUUAGUUAUUUUCCUCAGAACAUGCCACAUCAUCUGCUGACAUUCCCUCCGGCGUUUCACUCAGAAUGCGUCAGAAAGCAGUCCGUACCGCUCCUUUAUCCCUGCUUUUGAGGGUCUGCGCAAACAUUCGUGCAAUAGACGCCCACAAUUCACCUCUGCUGCUUUCAGCCAGCGAAGAGGGCAGUCUUGGCUAUAGGGCUUUCCAAAGUUACAGUACCUGACGUAUCCCACGAAAUUUUAGUUGAGACUGGAAGGGUUACGUUGAAGUUGUAGUACUAAUUAUCAUGCUGCAAACUCUCGUGAUGCCUGCUUUCGGAUGCGCGCCUGCAAAAAUCACACGUUAAACAACGGCUACUUACAUAGCAUGAUUUUUUUCGUUGUUUUUUUCGAUUUAAUUUUGAAUCCCAACAUAUUUUGUGGGAAGUAUACAUGUAAGUACCACUUUAUCCGUCCGUUUAUUAAUGACGCGUACGAGAUGUACAACAUGGCUUCUACGCGCUGUAGGAUUGCUUGGGCCUGUAGCAGCCGCUCCAGUCCCCCUUUUCUCCGGCUCUGUUUUGUCUGUCGAUGGCCGCGACAAUCGUUGCCAGGCUGCGCACACACGACCACCCCCGCGGGCUAGAACUGGGGCCCAUCCUGUCCAGCUGCAGUGACUCCCGACUGCUCUCACAAACUAUUAUCACCUCACGCGCGUCGGACGACCUGGCUUGAUACCGGUGAGCCCCUGUAAUUAUGCUUCCCCCUAAUCCUCACCUAAUCCGUCCAAACUCAUGACGAGCACUCAACCAGUCAUCCCCACCUACUGACACAGACUUUCACCCUCGCGUAAACUACAAACCGCAACUGACGCUCUCCGUUAACGGACGCUUAUCUCUGUUGCAAGCAAACAACCAACUUACGGCAAUCUGCCCUGUAUGCCGAAUAAACUAGUCCCCCCAGCUCUCUGAGUUCUGACAUUAGACGAAACGAACUUAUUGUGCGUGGUUUAAGUUGAUCUCACAUCCUUGACCGACGCAAAUUGGCGACCUCGACGUGAUCGACGCGCAAUCACCAGAUGUGGCUGAACUUGACCGCCACAGGCCCUCUAUGACACCUUUGCAUCAUAGAGGAAUACGCGGUCUCCAGUAGACGAAGAUCGUAUGACAGUUCGACCCCCAUUGUCGACAAUGUCCAACGUGUUCCCCAGAGCAGGGUGGGAGCAGGAAAAUAACUUACAGCUGAGUUAGUUUAUAGUGAUAGUAGACUUGCGCUGAAUGCACCGCGCUUUCUCCUUCCCAACCUAAGUCCAAUGUCAGAGCGACAGAACCAAGAAGACUGGAGGCAGAAGAGGGCGCAGGUGGCUGACACGGUGAAGACCCGCAUCUAGGCGUACCACCACAUCCCCUGGCCCACGGUGUAUACUGACCAGGAUGUUACACAACAGGAGGAGAUAUGUGGGCUCGGAUCCCGCUAGGUGAGAAGGUCAUAGAGGUCACAUUAAGAAGGAGACGUUUCAGUCUGACUCGUAGUCCGCCAGUUGGCCACUCCACACAAAUACACAGUGAGCUGGCUACCAAGUCAAAGCCGAAUCACCUGUUGGCAACCUUCCAAGCCACGGCUUUUAGCGCACCAUGAUAGCUUCAGAUUGUUUGUAAUGAGGAAAGUGCCCUGAGACGUCGACUUCACCCUUUAUGCCUACUUCCAGGCCCCUGUUCGAGCCGAUCAGUUGUCUGGUGCGGGCAAUGGGCGCGCUAGUGUCCUCGUCUGCACGCGCCGCAUGCACGACCUGGUCCCCACAGGCACCAGGAUUUCAAAAAGAAUGGAUGAGCAGCAGGGACCUCACAUACGUGAGAGUGCUAGAGGUCAAUUUUAGAUGGAGGCAUUGCAGCCCGUCUUUCAGCCCAUUAGUCGACCACUCCUCGCAAACCCAGUGGGCUAACUGUGAGGUCUGGACUCCAUCGUCACUGUACAACCUUUAAAGCCAUGGCGCAUAGCGCCCCGGGCUAUUAUCUGGCUCGGAUCACAUAUGCGGCGGAGUAGCCACGCACUUUCCGCUUGAGAGGCGUCAAUUACGUGCUUGCGUUGUGUGAUGCUGGGCGUGGUCCUGUGUGUUGUAGGUACUGGUGAAGGGAAAUAUGGUGGUAUGGUAUAGCCGGCGAUGUUCUUUAUGGGGGCGCAUGUGGCCUAAUAGACCCUCACGGUGAGUGAAUGUGCGAGGACAGUGCGGAAGAUUGAGGCGAUGACGUAUGUCGGUGUCCCAGGUACAGGUUCGCCAUCCUUUGUGCGGUGAGUCCGCAAGUGACCGACCGAACCGAUGCGCGAGGCAAGCGUGCGAUGGCAAUGUGAUCAAGCUACGUUGGGGGAGGUUGGUUCGGUUGUCGUUGUAAUGCUGCUCAACAGGAAGUUGAUUGGGCUGGAGAUAGGCUGGGUAGUGGAUGUGCAAAGUGCGUUAUGUGUCGAUACGGUGUGAAUAGCUUCAUUAUGGGUACGUUUUGACCAAAUAGACCCGUGCGAUGUAUGAAUGCAAGUAAACAGUGUAGGCAGAUGCGAUUAGUCUGGUGGGCCACUUCGUCUUCGAUUUUAACUCAGUGAGAGAGUGUCCUGGUUAAGUAGGCAAAGUUGUCCACGGUUUUAAGUUCGAUGUCGUUGACGUGGAAACAAGGGCACUGUCUGCGGCAUUGGGUAGCAAUUGGCGCAUGACUGCCGUUUUGUCCGUUUUGAUGGUGAGUACGAAGUUGGCGCAGCCGGGUUCAGAGAGGUCGGUGCUCUGUUGCAUAGUAGGGUCUGUCACGGCGUUAAGCAUGCAAUGGUCAGCGAAGAGCAGAUCGUAGACGGUGGUCGUGUAGUGGCGCGUCGGGUGCGUAUGCGCCAGCUGUUGAGAAGAUGUCCGUGUGUGCUGUGCGCAAUGCGGAUCCCGGGGCACCCAUUAGGGUGAGCGUUCAUCAGCAUGGUAGGAAACAUGAGAAUGAACAUGGUGGGGGUGGGGAGUACGCAUCCUUGCUUCACUCCGUUGGUUACUGCGAAUGCUUCUGGGACGGCCCGGUUGUCUAUGGCAUGAGCCAUCAUCGUGUAGUGGAGCUGCCACACCGUAUGCGUGAGUCGCUGAGGACAGCCGAAUUUCUCAUGAUUCUCUACAGAUCGCCGAGAUUCAUUGUGUCGAAGGCUUUCGUCAAGCCCGCGAAGAUAUUGUAGAGGUAGGUCCGCGCUUCCUCGCCAUUCUCUUGAAGCUGGCGGUCAGCGAAGUUGAUGUUGCCGAUUUAGUGGUGGCAUCGGAGUCCACACUGCCUUUCGGUAGAAGUCCCUGUUCAACAUGGCCGUUUGGACGGUUAAGGAGGAUGUGAACGAAUAUCUUCAUGCUGGUGUUGAGAAGCGAGAUUCCCCUGUGGUUUCACAGAGUUGCUGGUUUCCUUCCAACUGAUAGAGAUGAACGACUGCCGCAUGCAUGAAGUCCACAAGUGACUUCUCCUCGAAGCCACAUAUCCUUGAACAACGUUGUGAGUUGAUCCAUCAGCCGGGGGAUGCCGUGCUUGUAGACUUUUGCCGGAAUCGCGUCGGAUUCCAGUGCUUUCUCGAUAAAGAGUUGGUGCACGCUUAAACUGUUUCUGGGGUAGAAGGCAGCAGAUCAAGAUUGUUCUUCGUGCUCGGCCCAGUGUUUCAGAAUCUGAUUUCUCUAUUUGUAUCUUUGUGUUAUCGGGACUGAGUAGCAGCGCGGGGUGUCGUAGACCGCCCUGAGUGAUGCGAAGAAGUUCAAGGUGUCAUUGUAGUCAACAUACCCUUGAAUUUCUUUGGCCUUACGAUAUAUGCAGGCGUCCAGCCCCUCCGACCAUCGUUGUUGCACACGACAAUGAUGGCGAAAGGUCUCCUUGUUGACGUCAGUCCGAAGGUUCCUGUAAGCAUUGCGCAGCCUGUGCUUUUCGCCGAGUAGUAGACUGAUAACUCCGUCGUUGUUGUCGAACCAGCCCUGUUGCUGACUACGUGCGCGUCCGCGGACACAUGGGCAGUCGAGCCAAUAGUGUUCCAAAGUUGGUCCCUUUGAGUACCCGCGGUUACGUUGUCCGGGGCCGGCAUUUCUUCCAGGUGCUGCGUUGAUGGACUGCUGAAAUGUAAGCGAUGAGUAGGCUAAUUCAACAAAACAGAAUUUAACUUAUUUGGUAAUCUCUUCCCUUGUGGCCUACUGCAAGAUUUCACAUGGCACUUCGUCUAGGAUAUGACGAGCAGGUGGUAGGUCGAGCCAUCGGCUUAACAGUUUGCCCUGGUCAACAGCACGUCCUCUCGAUCUCACCUCCGGACGAAAACGUAUUUUGGCAGCUUCCAGCGCCGCGAUCAUGGUCGUAUCUUCGUCUUCUUCCGCGCUGACAGGCGCAAGAACACGCUGGUCCAGUGGAGACGGUACUUCGCGCAGGUUCGCAGGAGAAGGAGGCCGCUGUCGUUGCAGCUGCCGAUUCUGUCGAGACUCAGCACUUCAAUCCAGGCUGCGUAUUUCGUCUCGACCCGGACAUUGAAGUCACCAAGGACAACCAGCUUUUCCGCAUUCGCUUCACUCGCCAGAAGGGCCUGCAAUUCUUCGUAGAAUUUGGUUUCUUCAUCGUCGCCACCGAUCAUUGGAGUGGGGCAUAG